AUGGCUUCUUUGCUAGCUGAAAACUGGUCAUGCAUGAACAACAACAUGGACAUGAAUGAUCACUUUCCCGGAGCAGCUGGAGCUGGAACCUCAUCAAACAUGAGCAAUGCCCUGCUCAUGUCCUUGUUGGAAGAAACACAAGGCGAUCAGGAUCACGACGAAGAGCGAUUGCGCAGCCUAAUCCGUGCUCUAGAAGUAGAACUGGACCCUACUACUAGUGAAGAUCAUGAAAUUUUCAUGGAAAAUCCUCAUCAAUUUGGUGGCAUUAGUCAAGAGGAUUUUCGGCCAUUGGAUGUGGGAUAUGUGAGCGGUGGUGAUUUCCCUGGAACAGAUGCAGCUGGGUUCGGUUGGAUUGAUAUGGAAAUAGGGUCUUCUUCUCAGGAGGGUACUGGUGAAUCAGUUGACUGGUUCAUGGAUUCUUGUCUUGAUGAUGAGAUCGAUUGCUCGUCUAGUAAUUUUGGAGGGUCUACGACCACUCCCUUUGAGGAAAAUGGGUUUCAGAAUUUGUGGCAGGAAACAUAUAUUAAUACAAGGAUGAAUGUAUAG
Prunus armeniaca (apricot) is the source of this 546-nucleotide messenger RNA. The record is from the annotation of a GenBank genome assembly. NCBI's taxonomy places the organism in Eukaryota, Viridiplantae, Streptophyta, Magnoliopsida, Rosales, Rosaceae.